AUAAGAACUUUUAAAAUUAUAAUAAAUAUAUCUUACAUACUCAUAUUAACAAUUUAUUCGCAUUUACUGCCGUACCAGUGUUUUACCAUAAUGCCCCGUUUUGACGGUGAUCUCCGGUUUUGACGAAAACGACUUCCCGUUGAUUCUGCGCAUGAACCAAAUGAUCCUGAAUACUUUGAAGAGGCUCGUAUGUCGUCCACAUACCUACAGCAUGCGACGCAAACAGAAGCCCCAACGUGUACGCGCUGAAAAGAAGAAGUACCGCCAGUACUCCCCGGCAGCUAUAUCUAACGCCUACAAGGCAGUGAAGAACGGAGAAAUCAACGUUAACCAGGCAUCCAUCAAGUACAAAGUACCGGAGGCCACACUGCGACAUCGACUGAGUGGAGCCGUGAUUAAUCCAGAAUGUACGGGCUCCGGACCCCCGCCGCUGAUGUCAGAGAGCGAAGAGAAAAUAUUUGUAGAUCACAUUUGUAUGCUGUCUAAAGUCGGGUUUGAAUAUAUUAGAGCCGAAGUUGUCCGCAUCGCUUCACAGUAUGCAGUACAUCUGGGUGUGAGAGACGACGAGAAACCACUGUCAAUGAAAUGGUUUUACAAGCUCAAGUCUCGCUGGCCAGACUUACCUACUUUGGGAAAAGUCAGAACUCUGCCCAUCCUACAGGCUAAAGCUGCAAGUCCCCAAAUCGUGUCAUCCUAUUACCUGUUAUUGGAAGGCAUUAUGAAGAAGUAUAAAUUGCAUGACAAACCACAGUGUAUCUAUAGUAUUAAUGAAAAGUCUCUAAUAAAUGACAAUAAUUCAGUACAUUCCGGUAACAGUACUAAAGGGGUGGCAGGCCCUGUGGACCUUUCCUCCUCUACUGUCACAAUGAUUAGUUGCGGGAAUGUGAAAGGGACACAAAUUCCUCCAUACUUUGUGUUUCCUGGAAAACGCAUGAAAAAGGAACUUUUGAUUGGUUGUUCUGCAGGAACCAAUGGGGAGGUGACUGAAACAGGUGAUAUGGACACACAGCUCUUCCAGAGUUACAUUGAGAACCAUUUCCUAAAAUAUGCAGAGGAAUGUAGGGCAAGUGGCCAGUAUAUCUUGAUGCUAUACGAUGGGUUCAGGUCCCAUAUUUCUCUUUCAGUCAUUGAGUGGGCCAAGGUUCACAACAUCCUUCUGUUUGUUCUACCAUUACACAUGUCACACGUUUUACAACCAGAAAAUGAUUCAUGCUUUGGACCAUUCUUAGAAAUGUAUGAAUCAGAAUGUCAAAAACAUUUACAAAGUAACAGUGGUGCAAGCUUGAUCACACGUAAUAGUAUAGGAGAGAUGGCAUGUAGGGCCUACACUAGUGCACUGUCUCCAGCAAACUUAAAAUCAGGAUUCAAACGUACAGGAAUUUAUCCCCUUAACCAGGACAUCAUGCAGGGGAUCGCAAAACAAAACUCAUCAGGAAAUGGAAAAACAAAGAGAGGAGCUAGUGUUAAGGGAAAAGCAGUUCCUGUUAAGAAAAUAAAACUGUCUUUGGCCGUACAUGUAGAAGAGCCUGACAUUUCAGAUCAGGAAUCAGAGAUUGGGAUGUCAUCUGAAGAGGAAUUAUUAUCAUCCUCUGAAGAGGAAGCUGAUUAUGAUGAUACUGACAACAAAAUCAUCGACGUGAACAUACAUCAUCUCACGGAGGAGACGGAGGAGUGUGUUGUCCCACCACAGGAUGUGGCACUUGACCUGUUGUCGCCCCAUCUGCUAGGUGCGUGUGAGACUGUAGUGAGUACGAUGAGUGAACAUGACACACCAGUGACCACUAGUGAUGAGUAUGUCCCUGGUACUCAUUCCAUGGCCUUCAUCACGGUGCCUACCAUGGAUGUUGCCAAAACCCUCUCGCAUGGACUGGUACAAGAAAAGUUAGCAGCUUGUGUAAAUAUCAUACCAUCAGUGACCUCUGUAUAUGAAUGGGAAGGCAAAGUCAAUGAAGACCCGGAACUUUUAAUGAUGGUAAAAACACUUACAGCGAAGGUUGAUGAUGUCAGCAAGUAUAUUAGGGAGAAUCAUCCGUAUGAAGUGGCUGAGGUGAUAAGUUCAAAGAUUGACAAUGGUAACCCUCCUUACCUUAAGUGGCUGGGCGAGGCAGUAAUGGAUCCCCCUGUACAUCAGACAGAAACGAAAACUGAAGAUCAAGAAUAAGCUGGUCGUUUGGAAAGUAAUAUGAGGUGGUGCUACCUGUGUUACCGUCAGAACUGACAAAUGGACAAAAUGGCCUUAUCAUUUUAAAAGUGACUGUAUGGUACACUUUCAGUUAAGUGGUUCAAGCAUGGGGCCUGGUUUCCAGGAUGAGACCUUAGUGUAUAAAUGUAUCAAUGUUGAAUUGUUUUAUUAUUGUACAAUACUGAAGUACAUAUUUUAAUUUGAUCAAUGUCUGCAAGGAUGUCCAUGCCGGAAUAGAAUUUGUUCAGUCUUUCACAAACUAUUGGUAUGUACUUCAUAGUGGAAUGUUGCUCUGUAUUACAAAGUAUAUUCAUACAUCUAAAUAGUAAUUAGUAAAGAAAUAGUACUCUUGAUAUUUAAAAGGGCUUAACCAUUACCCGUACACCUAACUUUUACACUGGAAUGUUCUUAUUCAUCAUUGGGAUGGAGUUUAUUUUUGCAUUAAGUUGGAAAUUUCAAAGUAGCAAAGACAUUUUCAAAAAGCAAGAAAACUGUAGUCACUGAUAAAACCUAAAACCUAAGAUUUGAAGGUGUUUUUGCAUUCACAUUUUAAGAAAUUAAGGUACCAAGUAUUUGGUAUACAUGUACAUGUAGAUAUAGACAGGUGAUUUCAAAGGUAGUUUUGACUAGUUAUGGAGAUAUUGUAGUUACGGACAAGUGAUCUUUGUGCCAGUUUUGACUAGUUCCAAACAGUUGAAUUGUAAGGAGGAUUCAGCCUAGUUAUUAUUAGAAUCAAGUUAACAAUCAUAGCCAAGUAGUCUCUAAGGCAGAGUUCACUUGUCUACACUUAGUCACAGAUGAACUGAAGAAUCCUCAACCCUUUCACCCCUAUGUAACAUUAGUAGACUCUACCUUGCAUGGAUCUGAAUGAGUCCAUUAUGGUCUACAGUGGUGAAAGUGUUGAAGAAUAACCUACUGUCUCUGUGGUCUGUUGGGACUAUAGUAUAACUGCUGCUAUCUGUCGUGUAUUGAUCUCAUAUGGACAUUUAUUGUAAUGUAAAAUAUGGUGGAUCAUUUUAAAAUUUACCUGAAGUUGUUGAAAUGGUUAUGUGCAUGCUAUUUGUUGAUCUCAAAACACUCCAAUUGAAUUCAACAUAAGUAUUUCUCCAUAGUACAUGUACAUUCAUUUGGAUGUGCGGGCGAUAAAAUGUUUGUUAUACAUGUACAGCCAUUUCAAAUGUUGUGGUGCACAAUUACCUAAAUAAUAAUAAAUGAUGUAAAAAUAAA
Molecule: messenger RNA, 3409 nt
Organism: Mizuhopecten yessoensis (Yesso scallop)
Lineage: Eukaryota; Metazoa; Mollusca; Bivalvia; Pectinida; Pectinidae
Exons: 8
Coding region: 152-2161 (669 amino acids)
Biological process (GO): response to metal ion
Molecular function (GO): nucleic acid binding; copper ion binding
Source: RefSeq, a predicted model, not a curated record